UUUUCCUUUGAACCUUUCCCCAAAGAAAUGGCUGAAGCUGACUGCUUCUGGUGCUUCAUCUCACUGAUGGGCGAGAUCAGGGACUUCUUCAUUCGCACACUGGAUGAGAGUGAGAGUGGCAUCGGGGCGAUGAUGAAUAGGCUAAUGGCUAACCUCAGGCAGCAUGACCACCAACUCUGGGACCGGCUGCGUGUCCAGGAGCUCAAGCCGCAGUUCUUCAGCUUCAGAUGGUUGACCCUUCUGCUGUCCCAGGAGUUUGACCUCCCCGACGUCAUCCGGGUGUGGGACUCCCUCUUUGCCGACUCUGACCGCUUCAGUUACCUCAUCCAAGUGUGCACUGCGAUGAUGGUGACACAGCGAGAUGUUAUGAUGGAGAAUGACUUUGCUGGUAAUAUGAAAAUACUGCAGCAUUACCCCCCAGGUGAUAUCCAGGUGCUCCUGAGCAAAGCCACGGAGCUGGUGGAGAGCAAUGGCGAGGCAGGGAUUGGCACCGAGGCAUCAAGUUGACACUUCCAAUCUGCGUCUUACGAGGGACCCUACAGCGGCACUAGGGCUAUGAUUUAAGUCAAGCGAGAGUAGUUAUCUGAUUAAGUUCUUUUUAUUUGUUUAUUUUAAUUUUCUUGUUCCUCUUUCUAAUAUUAGGCAAAAAGUGUUAAGGUCUCAGAUGGUGUUGUGAUGUAAGAUACACAAAGGAAAUUUUUUCUAUAUUUGUAUACGUUUUAUUACUAUUAAUGUUAUAUACAGAUUUUUUCUUUUGUAUUUGAAAAUUAUAUUUUAGAAGGGGACUGAUCAAUAUGGUCACAAAGAUAUAUUAAUUUGAGAAAGGGGUUUUCUUAAUUGGGUUACAUGAUCAGUGUUAAGUGAGAAGUUUGUCAUAUCAACAUUCACAUGCACACACAUAUUUGCAUAAACAUGCAUGCCUGCAUGCACAUUCAUGCCUACCCCCACCCUUACCCCCAUCCCUACAGACUAACAUAUGCCACACAUACCCACAGCCACCCACACACACCAAAUGCACAGACAUACAAAUGAGAUUUGUCAUCCUUUUGAUAUAAAUGAUGGAAAGCAGCUAUAUUAAACCUUUUGUGUCACUGUGAAUGUCAUGAAAAGUGUGGUAGGUGGUAUUUAAGGUAUAACUUCUUUAUACAGCUCAAAAUAACUUUGCUAGCAUGAAUGUUUACACAGUCGGACAUUGCAUGUCAGGAGGCUAAGAACAAACCAUGAAAAAAAGACAUUGAUGAAAGAAAAGAAAAGAUCCACUUCAUUUCCUGGCACAAUUUUUAUUAAAGGUGAUAAUAAUGAUAGAGAUUUCUGGUGUGGGUAAUACAGUGACGGACAUUGCACCCUUUAUAAAUUCACAAGGGAAUUCUUACUCGUGUCUUUCUGAACAAUUCAUCGUUUUUGUAAACCAUGAUAAAGGGCCGUGGGUCAUGGCUCAAAAUGCAAGUGUGUAGGAGUGUAUAGAAUGUCUUCUUUAGGUGGAUGUCAUUUGUAAAUAGAAUGUUUUAUUUCAGACACAAAGUAACUGUGACAUAUAUACAUUAUAUACUAAUAAUUGUGAUAUUCAGGGAGUUUCUAGAUAGUUAUCUUUUAAGGGAUAUUAUGAGAAAUAUCAAUCAUUACUGAAGCCUAGAAAAAAUGAAAAAAAUAAAUUGGUCAAUAAAUUUCUAAAAAAAUAAAUGUCAUGAUGAGCAAAAGGAAGGAAGAAAGAAGGAAAGAAUGAAAACAACAAACAAACCAACUGCAAUAAGAUGAUGUCACCAAUAUGACAAAAUAACUGAUUAUUGUAAUUUCAGCCAGAGUGAUAUACAUUACCAGGCUUCAAGUUGAUUGCCAGCCUGUACUUGUGUUUAUACAUUAACCAGACUUUAACUUCAAAAGUAUUUGCCAAGUAAUUUAAGAGGUGCUGAUCCACUGUGGAUCAGACUGGGCUGUGAGUAAUGUAAUGAUAAGGGCAGUUUUGUGGGAGAUUAAAAACAUUUUUGUAACUGUAUGUGACUAAGGGUUAUAUAAUAUAGAUAAAGUGCUGUGUGAUUUUUAUAUUUUAAUGUGUUUUUAUUUUUCAUUUAUUUAUUAUUAUUUUUUUUAUUCCACUUUCUUUUUAGUAUGAUGUUUAGAACACUUGUUAUGUUACUGCACUAUGUUCCCUUCUGUUGAUAUUUUUAAAGGGACUUUUUGGUUAAAAAUAUUGGUUGCUGGUUCCUAUUUCCAUGGUUGCCAGUGGGAGAUAUCAUUGAUUUACUAUUACAAUGCUUAAAGUAUAUGAACUAUUCAUUUAUGAAACUUUUUAAGAUUUGAAGCCUUAUAUUCUGAGUUACUGAGCUGACCAGUUACCUUACAGUACUUGUUAUAAGUGUUUUUUUAAUUUGAUUAAUAUAUUUGAUUGUGAAACUACUGCUCUGCCUUAUUUAUUUGAUCUCUUCCAUGAAGCUCAAGAUUGAAUGUAAAAUCUAGUAUUUAGUCGACAGAUUCAUUUUUCAUUCUUCAGCCAUCAUUUCAUUGAUAUCAUAUAAGUCUUCUAAGUUCUCCUCAGAAGAUUGCUUUUUCUACUCUGUGUAUAGGACCAACCCAUUACCACUUUGACUUGUGUUUACAUCAAAUGUCAUUAGACAUUAAAUAUUGUUGACCAAGCAAGCUGUUUAUUGUCUGUUUAUUGUUCUUGGAAGCAAUUGAAAAAAGGGGAUGUUCCAAAGCAGAGUUGAGAAAUGUAUUGUGAAAAUUGAUUACUGUUUUGACAAAAAUUACUAUUAAUGCCUGUAAAUUUCAAAUGAAGGUACUCCCUUUAGGUAAAAAAAAAAAAAAAAACUGCCUCAUAAUUUUUGCUUUUAUGGUUCAUAAAACUUAUUAGGAGAUUUGGGCUACUUCCAACAGCUUCUUGGAGUCUUGGAAAUGCUUUAUAAUGCCAUGCAUCAAUUUAAUGAUUAGUUCCAUAUGACAUAUCUCUUGUUUAUGUAAGUGUGUGAUGUUUCAGUGAUUAACACAUGAAAGAAGCUUUUAUUACAUUUUUUCCAGUAAUAAAAACUGUGCUGUCUGUAUGCAUUGUCAUGUUGAUAUCCAUUCAGGGUUAAUCUUGUUUUUCAGCUUAUAAACCCUAAAUGGUUCAUAAAUGGAGAUGUUUGUUUCUAUUGGGAUGAACACAGUUUGAAAUAUGGACAGUGUUACAAAUAAUUCCGAAGAUUGAAAGAGAUAUUGUAUAACUGAAACAUUUUAGUUAGCUGCGAAUUACUUACAUACUCCUCUUGACUGGAGGCUUGGUACUUACAUUGUGCUCUUCAGUUUCAUUUUCAGUUCAAGUCACAAGAGUUCAAAUAUUUGCUCUGGAAUACCAUUAAGGACCAGAAACAUUAGUUUAACCUUCCAGUGUACAAUGCAAUAAGUGUGCGGUUGCGUUGUGCAUGAGGACGAGUUCAUAAUACUGCACAACUUGCAACUCACUAGCUGAUCACAAUAAUGUACUCAGACUCAGGUCCAUGAUGCUAGUAUAGAUGAGGAAAAGCAAAAGCCUAAUGUUAAAACAAAAAUAAAUAAAGAUGAAAUAUAAAAGUAAAUGUGACUCUGUGAUGCAUUACAUUUAACACAGUGCAAGGGAUUAAGCUGAAGCCACUGUACUGAAGAGAAAACCUCAAAUAGAAAAGUUUUUUUAGUAACUGUACAACUAUUUGUAUUUUUGAUAGGUAUGUAAUGUAUUUCUAACUAUUUUGAAAUGCUUCAACUCAAGGUCACACACACAUACAUAUAUAUAUAUAUGGAAAAGAAGCGAUUGCAUAUAUGAUGUAGGUUAACAAAUAAAAAUUACCUUAUAUAAAAAGUCAAAGAUGCUCUUAGGUGUCUGAUAUGUGUAUAGAUUGUCUUUUUGACUGGACUGUAUUAAUUUUCAAAGUAUUUAUGUAUAUGCAGGUGAUUGUUAUAUUCUUUAUAUAUACACUGUACAUUCGUUAUAUAUACGUAUAUAUAUGUAUAUGUAUAUAUAUAUAUAUAUAUAUAUAUAUAUAUAUAUAUAUAUAUAUAUAUAUAUAUAUAUAUAUAUAUAUAUAUAUAUAUAUAUAUAUAUAUAUAUGUAUGUAUAUGUAUAUGUAUAUGAAGUUCGUACAGAAAGUUAUGUUUAAAUUAUUUGUAUGAAACUUUUUAUGGGAAUAUGUACUCUUUAUAUAUAAUUACCUGAAGACAGUUUAGGAAAGUUGUACCCUGAGCAAUAAUGUGAUUUGUUACAAAGGUCUGAAGAGAUGCAGAAAAGGUUAGUCAUUUGUAUAACAGUUUUCUAAACCAUGUACUACGUGAUGAAUUACAACUGCAUGAAGGUACCUGAUGAAAGUUUUAUCAGAAUUGAUUUAACUGAAAAGAUGCUUGCUAAAAUAUUGAUUUGAUGGUAUAAUUGUUUUGUGCAGCAUCUUUUAUAAAAUGGAAACAGAUUUUUGUCGUAUGUAAUAUAAUAAGAAAUCCUAGAUUUUGAUUAGUGGUAGGUAUAUUCUGUUGAUUAUGCUGUAGUGGAAUUAGUCAUAUUUUUGCAAAGAUAUAGUAACCAGUGUUUAUAUAUAAAAAAUAAUUGUAAUUAAUAGUCGUCAUAAACAACUCAAAAGUAUUUAAAAUCAUAAAGCACAACUCUUUCUUUUUACAAGAACUGAAAGCUCAGCUGCCAGCGUUAUGUAGAUCUUUUGCUGUAAUAAGCAUUUAGUUGGAAUAAACCUUGAGAAGGCAAAAAGAUUUCAUAUCAAA
This is a messenger RNA of Penaeus indicus, 4713 nucleotides long. RefSeq names its product TBC1 domain family member 13-like. Gene Ontology annotation, molecular function: GTPase activator activity. The record is from RefSeq and is a predicted model, not a curated record. Gene Ontology annotation, biological process: activation of GTPase activity; intracellular protein transport. NCBI's taxonomy places the organism in Eukaryota, Metazoa, Arthropoda, Malacostraca, Decapoda, Penaeidae. The transcript has 4 exons. Bases 28 to 507 code for a protein of 159 amino acids.